Messenger RNA from Rubroshorea leprosula, 1545 nucleotides. Lineage: Eukaryota; Viridiplantae; Streptophyta; Magnoliopsida; Malvales; Dipterocarpaceae. The record is from the annotation of a GenBank genome assembly.
CGCCUUCUGAAGGGUUUUAGGGGUUGGCUGAAACAACGAAACAACGAAACAACAAAAUCUAGGGUUCUUCUUCAUCCUCUGAAGAUUUCUGCAAAAGUCUCGAAUCCAUGGAUCCGCGAGACGGUGAGGCGAAUGUCCACGAAGAAGCUCACGAUUAUAGAUCAGCAGAGCACAUAGAAGACAAUAGGUCGCAGCCUCACUCCGGCGACGGAGCCAGCCCGGGAAAAAUUUUCAUAGGAGGUUUAGCAAGAGAGACAACUUCUGCACAAUUUCUCAAGCAUUUCGGUAAAUAUGGUGAGAUUACAGACUCUGUUAUUAUGAAAGACCGGAAAACAGGGAUGCCUCGUGGUUUUGGUUUCAUCACGUACGCAGAUCCUUCUGUUGUUGAUAGAGUAAUUGAGGACACUCAUAUUAUUAAUGGAAAACAGGUGGAGAUUAAGAGAACCAUACCGAGGGGAGCCGUUGGGAGUAAGGAUUUCAAGACUAAGAAGAUUUUUGUUGGUGGAAUUCCUGCAACGGUCUCUGAAGAUGAGUUCAAGGACUUCUUUUCACAAUUUGGAGUGGUUAAUGAUCACCAGAUCAUGCGAGAUCAUGCCACCAAUCGCUCACGUGGUUUUGGGUUCAUCACUUUUGACACAGAGCAAGCUGUUGAUGAUCUCUUGGACAAGGGGAAUAAAGUUGAGAUAUUUGGAGCCCAGGUUGAGAUAAAGAGAGCAGAGCCAAAAAAACCAAAUGCACCUCCGCCCCCAUCCAAACGAUACAAUGAUUCUAGGUCUUCAUAUGGUGGUGGAUUUGGAGAUGCUUACAAUGGAUAUGGAGGUGGGGUUUUGGGUGGUGCUGGUUACAGAUCAAGUGGGGCCUAUGGAGGUCGAGCUGGUGGGUUUGGGGGAUAUGGCGGUGGUGAAUUUGGUGGGUAUGGAGGAUAUGGAGGAUAUGGGGGUGGUAUAGGCCCAUAUAGAGGAGAUCCCUCCCUUGGGUAUUCAGGUCGUUAUGGAGGAGGUUUUAACAGAGGCUAUGAUAUGGGAGGAGGUGGGUAUGGAGGUCCUGGAGACAUGUUUGGAGGAUAUGGUGCUGACGGUAUGGGUGGUGGCUAUGGGAGUGCUUAUGACACUGGUCUUGGAGGUGGGUAUGGAAGUAGUGCUGGAGGUCCCUUUUACGGAAGUAGAGGAGGGGGCUAUGGUGGUGCAGGGAGUGGCCGAUACCAUCCUUAUGGGAGGUAGAAAAAGGCAUUUGUUGCUUCAGACAUCCUUUCCGAGUUCCAUAAUGCAGCAUGCAGAGCAGGAUUAAGCAUUUUGUGGUACUAUGUAUCCUCAGGGUAAAAAUUCAUGUCCAUUUUUAAGGAACAAAGAUUUCAUCUUAUCCAAUUUUAUUCUCUUUUACUAGGACCACGAGAUCGGUUCUCUUUUUCUUUGUUUCCGAUUUCAACUGUAUGAUUGAAUUCUUUCCAUAUUUGUAUGAAUGGUAGUAUUUCAUCUCAUGUUGUGAAUAUGAUGUCAUUUUAUUUUUGAAGGAAUGCAAUGAUGGGAAUAAUGAUGGUUGUACUAA